Molecule: messenger RNA, 766 nt
Organism: Sycon ciliatum
Lineage: Eukaryota; Metazoa; Porifera; Calcarea; Leucosolenida; Sycettidae
Product: large ribosomal subunit protein eL15-like
Exons: 3
Coding region: 98-712 (204 amino acids)
Biological process (GO): cytoplasmic translation
Cellular component (GO): ribosome; cytosolic large ribosomal subunit
Molecular function (GO): structural constituent of ribosome; RNA binding
Source: RefSeq, a predicted model, not a curated record
UCCUUUCAAAGCGCAUGCGCAAAUUUUCUUCUUUCUCUUUCUUCUUCAUUUCCACUCUUACUCGGGGAUAUUCGGGUGAAAGGGGAUAGUAUCGGUCAUGGGUGCUUACAAAUAUCUUGAGGAACUCUUCAAGAAGAAGCAGUCAGAUUUGCUUCGCUUUCUGCUGCGUGUUCGUACCUGGCAAUUCCGUCAUCUGACUGCCAUCCACCGUGCUUCUCGCCCUUCCCGACCAGACAAAGCCCGCCGCCUUGGUUACAAGGCCAAGCAGGGAUAUGUUAUCUACAGAGUUCGAGUCCGUCGUGGUGGACGUAAGCGCCCUGUCCCCAAGGGUGCCACCUAUGGAAAGCCCGUCCAUCAGGGUAUCAACCAUUUGAAAUUCCAGCGCAGUCUUCGUUCAGUUGCUGAGGAGCGUGCCGGUCGUUACUGUGGAUCUCUCCGCGUCCUCAACUCCUACUGGAUUGCUGAGGAUGCCUGCUAUAAAUUCUUCGAAAUUAUCAUGGUAGACCCACAGCACAAGGCCAUCCGCCGUGACCCACGCAUCAACUGGCUGUGCAAGGCUGUUCACAAGCACCGUGAGCUCCGUGGACUCACUGCUGCUGGUCGCAAGAACCGUGGACUUGGAAAGGGACAUUUGCACACCAAGGUUAUCGGCAGCUCUCGUCGUGCCAGCUGGAAGCGCCGCAACACCCAGCAGUUCCGUCGCUACCGUUAACCAUUUUCAAUCUGUGCAUCUUUUUCUUAAUACGAAUACAUCCCUCGAAAUCAA